AUGGAUAUACAAAAAUUCCUAAUUUUGAAGAAUUUCUGUAAUCGUAUAAUUGGGAAGAGCAUCGAUGAACUUAAAGGCGUCAUCAGGCCCAAAGAAAUGGAAAUCCGCAGCUGCUAUUCAGAGACCUUUCUACUUAGCAGUGAAGGGUUUCUAAACAUGAUUCUACUGGAUGCUAUCUUUAUACUUGAGCUCUUCCGCAGGAAAUCUGAAAAAGAUUCUGGAAGCUCAAAGCCUCAUGAAGAAGAUUCUGAAAACUCAAAGGCUCAUUAUCAAAUAGAUUAUAUAUUAAGCCGGCCGUGCAUGGAAUUCAGCAUACGGCAUGACCUGCUUCUACUUGAGAAUCAGCCAUUCUUUGUUCUUGAGGAGUUAUACGGUCACUUAUGCCAACAUGUGGAACCCAAUACAGAAGAAAAGACUCUUCUUGAGCUCUCUUGUGGGUUUUUUGGUGAUCUCUAUGAUGGUGUAAAGCCAGAGCCCAAGAAGUGUUUUAAUUAUGAUUUGGUGGGAUAUUUUCGCCCUACACAAAUCCUAAGCCCAAGCUCACCAGAGCCCAAGAACGAUGCAGUUAAUGAUUUCAAAGAUUUGGUGAAUCGAUUUCCACAGGACCGAAGCUCACCAAAUUUCAUUGAAGUAAAGCAUUUCACAGAUUUGGUGAGAUAUUUUUUCCUUCCACAAAACCCAAGCCCAAGAUCAGAGCCCAUUGAAGUAAAGCAUUUCACAGAUUUGUUGAGAAGUCUUCUGCGUCCUUAUGAUGGAAUUAAAUAUACUGCAACAAAGCUUGAUGAGGCAGGGUUGAAAUUCACUAGGCCAGAUUCAGAAAGAGAUUUACUUGAUAUAAAAUUACGGCCGAAUCACUGCUUAGAAAGGUUCCAGUGCUUCAAUCUCUCAUGGCUCUUGUCUUGCUUACCCUUCCUGAAAAGCGAUUGCUUGGUACGCCGUGUGCAACGUUGCUUGGAAGUCCCACCCCUUUGUGUUGAUGACAAUACCGAAGGUCUUUUCCGAAACCUGAUGGCCUUGGAGCAGUGCCAUUAUCCAAAUGAAACUUACAUCUGCGAUUACAUUGUGCUGUUGGAUGAUCUUAUCACAACUGAAUCAGAUGUAAUGUUGCUUGUUGAAAACGAGAUCAUUGAUAACAAUUUAGGUUCCAGCGCUGCAGUGACGAAACUGUUUAACAAACUCGGCCUGGAGAUUGGACUACCUGGAAAUUCCCUUUACGGCAAUCUCUGUGACAGCCUUAAUGAGUACUCCAAGAGCAAUUGGAAUCGUCUGGUAGGAACCUUGACUAAGGUGUAUUUCUCAGACUUUUUUAAAGGCACUGCUACUGUUGCUGGAAUUAUUGUACUGGUUCUGACUUUGUGGAAUUUCUGCAGGGUCCUUAGCAAGGUCUGGGUUUAAAGCAUCUGUGGUAGUGUUUGUUGGAGUCCUAGGUAAUUUAGAUGCAGUAUUAAUGGAUCAUCGCAUCCAGCUAAAUAAUUCGUAGGAUUUUCUAAACAUUUUUAUUUUGGAAGUUUAUGACUUUGUUUUAGCAUCGAUAGAUCAGUGGAGAGUCUGUCUGUCUGUCUAUCUGUAUUGAAGCAAAUUAAGUUCUUCGCUCUGUUACUAUU
Messenger RNA from Juglans microcarpa x Juglans regia, 1604 nucleotides. RefSeq lists its product as uncharacterized. The record is from RefSeq and is a predicted model, not a curated record. Lineage: Eukaryota; Viridiplantae; Streptophyta; Magnoliopsida; Fagales; Juglandaceae. The coding region runs from base 1 to 1395 and encodes 464 amino acids. The transcript has a single exon.